UCUGCCUAGUGAGAGCCUCCAGAGCCAGGAGCCCUUCUCCGGCGGCGUCCCAUGCUGUGGAGGCGCUGCUGGGCUCUGUGGAGCGGCUGCCUGCUGGAGCUCUUUCCCCUGCCCUCCGCCUGGGCUCUUCUGGGGGCAGCAGCAGCAGACACCCGAGGCUCUGGGGGAGAGAAGAGGAGAAGCAGGAACAGUAGCCCAGCCAUGGACGAGGAGGAGGAGGAAGUGCUCCAGGAGAGUUCCUCACCAAAUGAUAUGACUGAAGAGCAGCCUUUUGCUGCUUCCAGUGAAGACCCGAAAGAAGAAGUAAGAAAACGGCAAAAUUCAAGUCAAGGUUCCCGGGGCAGUGAUUCCUCUAGAACAUCCAGAAAAAGCUUCAGACUGGAUUAUAGGUUGGAGGAAGAUGUGACAAAAUCUAAGAGAGGUAAAGAUGGAAGGUUUGUCAACCCCUGGCCAACAUGGAAAGCCCCAUCUUUCCCCAAUAUUUUGAAGUGGGCUCUUACAGAAAAGGACAACAGCAAGGUCCCAUCUUCAAAGCAGGAACUUGACAGGGAGCUUCCAGUGUUGAAACCUUACUUUGUCCAAAAUCCUGACCUAGCUGGAAAAACAGGAGCUGGUAUACGAGUAACAUGGCUUGGACAUGCAUCAGUGAUGGUGGAAAUGGAUGAACUUAUAUUUCUUACUGAUCCGAUCUUCAGCCAGCGGGCUUCUCCAGUACAGAUUGCGGGCCCCAAGCGUUUCCGAGGACCUCCUUGUACAGUGGACCAGCUCCCCAAAAUAGAUGCAGUGCUGAUCAGCCACACCCAUUAUGACCAUUUGGACUACCACUCUGUAGUGAAUUUAAAUAGUCGCUUUGGUAGUGACCUGAGAUGGUUUGUUCCCCUGGGUCUCUUAGACUGGAUGCAGAAAUGUGGUUGUGAGAAUGUAAUUGAAUUGGACUGGUGGGGAGAAAACUGUGUUCCUGGCCAUGAUGCUGUUACCUUUGUUUUCACUCCUGCUCAACACUGGUCCAAGAGAACUGCACUAGAUGACAACAAAGUUCUCUGGGGAAGUUGGUCUGUCUUGGGACCUUGGAAUAGGUUUUUUUUUGCUGGAGACACUGGCUAUUGCGUUGCGUUUGAGGAGAUAGGGAAGCGUUUUGGACCUUUUGAUUUGGCAGCUAUUCCCAUUGGAGCAUAUGAACCAAGGUGGUUUAUGAAGUACCAACAUGUGGAUCCUGAAGAAGCUGUAAGGAUUCACAUUGAUGUACAAACGAAGAAAUCUGUUGGAAUUCACUGGGGGACCUUUGCUUUAGCAAAUGAGUACUACCUAGAUCCUCCAGCUAAACUGAAGGAAGCUCUUGAUAGAUAUGGAUUGAAAACUGAAGAUUUCUUUGUGCUAAAACAUGGAGAAUCACGAGACAUUAAUAUAAACGAUGAUGGAUUUGAAUAAAAAUACAAAAAAAUAUAAUUUCUUAUUGACCUCCAUCUCAGGAUUGAUGGAGUUGGGAGUGAUACCUUUUUGUAAAAUUUUAAACAGGAUUUUUAAGAUUUCCAAUUUUUUUCUUUAGUUAUCUAAUGGUCCCCCUAAACCCCUGCAUACCAGCCUUAUAAAAUGAUAGGUUUUUAACAAAUGAAUGGAAUAACACUGGAUGGUAUUAACUUAGUGCAGAUGGUUAUAUUGCCUGUGCAUUAAAAAUUUACAGUUUUUUAAACAAAUUACAGAAAUACCACUAGAAGUCACCUUUAGGAGUUACCUAUUUAGACCACUGUCUUGCAGACAGAAUAGCACAUUGUAGUGCUAAUCCCUUUCCCAGUCUAAAAGGGCGGUUUCCAGUUUCAGUUAUGGGGGAGUUACUGUGAGAACAGUAACUACAAGUCAUGCAUGUACAUGCAGACAUGGUACAUACUGACAUGGACCCUGUAGGCUCCUGACAGAAAAAGUGAUUUGUAUAUAUAGAUUGGCUUCUGCAUGUAUUUGACUCCAGGCCAGCUGUAGCAGACAAACAUAUAUCUCACAAAAACAGGCUGGGCUGCAUGGGGAGAUACGUGGCUGUGGACUUUGACAUAUGCACAUUAGUCCUCUCCUCAUUGGCUGUGCUUAAGAAACAACCCAUUGUCUGCUGGGUGCAGCUGGGAGUCACAACACUCCACACUCUUUCACUAAUCAUUUGAUCAGCAGGAGCAUACACACAUCCAUGAUGUGAGGACGUUAGAAAACAGGACUUCACACUUACUUCCUCGAAAUAUGAUGCUACCUAGGUGUUCACAGCAUACGGUAGUAUUACUGUCAUGUAGGAAUUAAUAGCACUUCAUUGCAAGUAUGUAACAGGAAUCUGAAUAUUUUUGAUAACUGAUUAGGAUUACAACUUUCACUUAUGAUCCAUUAUCCCAUAAAGCAGGUACACAAUUUAAUCCUGUUGCAUGUUUACAGAUGAAGCCCACAUUAAUCAUUUUAUGUUUUAAGUGUGCUUAGGACUACAUAUUUAACCGUGGCCAUCCAACAAACAAUAGGUUGCCAUGGUUUUAACUCUGUUUUGUAUUAGACAGUAAUCUAAAAGCAUUUCAAUGUUUAAUAGCCCCAAAUAAGGCAAUGGCACUACCUGAUACAAAUUGUUGAGUAGUCACAUUGCAGUAAAUAUGGUUUGGAACACUGCAGCCUUAGUAUGAACAGUCUUUGAACCAUUAUCUCCCUUGAGUAGAUUAUUCACCCAGAGGGUGUGUUCUGUGCCUUCAUAGAUGUUGAAAUAUAGGAUUUUUGAGAUGGAGUCUUCCAACACAAUUGUUGCUAAAAGCACAUUUUAAACAGAAUAUCGAUUUUACUGAAUGCGUGUACAUUUUCAUUUGCAAACAUAAGAGCCAAUUUCUGAAAUAAUCUAAAAUAAAAUGUGCCUUUUAAAAGAGUUUAACUACUAAAAAUGCCUAUUUAUUUUACUGCUGGCCAGAAUAUCUGUACCUUGCAUUGUGCUGUCACUGUGAAAUUUAUCUUUAUCAUGGGCCUGAAUACUUCUUUUGUUUGAAAAUCUCAUUGGCAAGUAGUUUGCACAAGUAAAAUAAUCAGUUCGUUGUUCUCUGAAAUAUUUAUUCAACUUACUUUGUUUUUGCUCUCUCCCUGCACCAACUGAGAUCUUACAAAAAUUGUUUUAGUGGAAUGAUUUGAAAAUGUGUACAGAUUGCUUAUAGAAUGAAAGCAUGAUAUGAUUAUGAAUUUGUUCAGCAUUGUAGACCAUGGCCAAAUGUAUCUGUGUUGCUAUACUAAUUUACAGAAUAAAGAAUUCUUUGUUCAAA
This is a messenger RNA of Sceloporus undulatus (fence lizard), 3263 nucleotides long. RefSeq names its product N-acyl phosphatidylethanolamine phospholipase D (gene NAPEPLD). The transcript has 5 exons. The record is from RefSeq and is a predicted model, not a curated record. Bases 52 to 1428 code for a protein of 458 amino acids. Gene Ontology annotation, cellular component: cytoplasm; membrane-bounded organelle. Gene Ontology annotation, molecular function: N-acylphosphatidylethanolamine-specific phospholipase D activity; zinc ion binding. NCBI's taxonomy places the organism in Eukaryota, Metazoa, Chordata, Lepidosauria, Squamata, Phrynosomatidae. Gene Ontology annotation, biological process: N-acylphosphatidylethanolamine metabolic process; N-acylethanolamine metabolic process.